This is a messenger RNA of Pistacia vera, 1186 nucleotides long. RefSeq names its product prostaglandin E synthase 2. Bases 106 to 1074 code for a protein of 322 amino acids. The transcript is spliced from 6 exons. The record is from RefSeq and is a predicted model, not a curated record. Gene Ontology annotation, molecular function: prostaglandin-E synthase activity. Lineage: Eukaryota; Viridiplantae; Streptophyta; Magnoliopsida; Sapindales; Anacardiaceae. Gene Ontology annotation, cellular component: mitochondrion.
CAAAGACUGACUAUUUAAAUUCUCUUCUUUCAACUCUAGAAAGGAGUAGCGAAGUUAACAACAGAUUGGUUUAUACGCAGAAUCAUACAACCUUCUAGAGUCACGAUGAGGAGAGUUAAGGGACUGGCCUCACUUAACCGAGCGGCCCGAGCCAUUGCAAGCGACGCCACUUCGUCCACUCAACAUAGGUUGCCUCACGCCGCUCCCUUUACCACAUUCUCAUCUUCCACCUCUCAAAGUUUCGCCCAAAAGAUCGCCGAUCGGUUUGGAAAAUCAAGUCCCUCUGUAGCUGGAGCUGUCGCGGGGUUCUCCGUCGCUGCCUCAUCUCUGGGUCAAGACGUUCACGCCAAGGAGCCGCCACGCUCUCAGAACUUCCUCCCGAAAGAUGUUGUUCUUUAUCAAUAUGAAGCUUGCCCUUUCUGCAACAAAGUUAAAGCAUUCUUGGAUUACCAUAGAAUUCCGUACAAAGUGGUGGAGGUUAAUCCCAUAAACAAAAAAGAGAUCAAGUGGUCUGAUUAUAAGAAGGUGCCCAUACUGACCGUUGAUGGUGAACAGAUGGUUGAUUCUUCAGAUAUAAUUGAUAAGUUGUUCCAAAGGAUUCAUCCCGAUAACUCUGCUCCUGAAAGUGAUGAAGAGAAGGAGUGGCGACGGUGGGUCGAUAAUCACUUGGUGCACGUUUUAUCACCAAACAUUUAUCGAACCACUUCUGAGGCUCUUGAGUCCUUUGACUACAUCACCACUCAUGGCAAUUUUAGCUUUACUGAGAGGUUAGUGGCCAAGUAUGCUGGAGCAACUGCUAUGUAUUUUGUAUCAAAGAAACUGAAGAAGAAACACAAUAUCACUGAUCCGCGUGCCUCAUUGUAUGAAGCAGCCGAAACAUGGGUGGAUGCCUUAAAGGGCCGGCAAUAUCUUGGUGGCUCAGAACCAAAUUUAGCCGACCUUGCAGUUUUUGGUGUUCUGCGGCCAAUUCGGCACCUUCAAUCUGGCAGAGAUAUGGUGGAACAUACUCGCAUUGGUGAAUGGUACUCUCGGAUGGAAACCAGUGUGGGAGACUCCUCAAGAAUUCCGGAGUAAGAGAGAUGAUUUUGCCCCUUGGUCCUAAGUUGGAAUAUAUGAUUAAGUUGAAUGUGCUACUAACAGAUAAACCACUAAAAGAGAAGAAAUAAGAGUUGAAUAAUUAUUUUGC